AUGUCGUCACUUAUAAAUGCUAGUGCGUUUGCUGAUUUAUUCAUUCAACCGCAAAUGCAGCAGGUUGAUAAUGAUAUGCCUUUUGAGCCACCUUCUUUGUUAGGUGCAUCUGUAGAGCAAGUAGAAAAUGAGACAUCUACUCAUGAUUCUUGUAGAUCCUCAUUUAUUGAUUUAGGUGCAAGUGUAGAUGAUACAUCCGCAAGGUCAAGGGGUAGGGAGAAAACUGAGAAGCACAGACAACAGAGAACUCCCUCUGGUCGAGAUGUUGCUGAAAGCCGAGAAAGGACUUCAAAUAUGGAUGAAGAUGGAAUGACAUGGAUGAGGGACAGAAGUUCAAGAGAAGUAGGGCAAAGAAACAGGUCUAGAACCCCUGAGAGGAGUAGUAGGCGUUACCAAGAAUCAGAGCUUUCUGAGAUGGAUUAUGAAAGAAGCGUGGAGCGCAAACAGAGAGAACUAGAAAGGGAUGACAGAUCCAAAAGUAGGGAUGAUAGCUGGAGUGACAGGACAAGGGAUCGGGAAGGAUCAAAAGAAAACUGGAAAAGGAGACAAUCGAGUAAUAAUGAUAAAGAUUCCAAAGAUGGGGACAUUGCGUAUGAUCGUGGUAGAGAAUGGGAUUUGCCAAGGCAUGGUCGCGAGAGGAAUGAAAAUGAAAGGCCUCAUGGUCGGUCAGGCAAUAGAAAAGAUGUAAAUCGAAGUGAAGCUGUGAAGACAUCAUCAAAUUUUGGAAUUUCAAAUGAUAAUUAUGAUGUGAUAGAGAUCCAAACCAAGCCUCUUGAUUAUGGAAGAGCUGAGUCUGGAUCCAACUUUCCCCGGAGAGCCGAAGUUGGUCAGCAGUCUGAAAUGAAACCAGCUCUGAAUGAGGAAGAAUGGGCAUAUAUGCGAGACAAUAGGGGAAGGAGAACUGAUAUAUAUGGUUCUGGACCCUUGGAUGAAGAUUCAAGGGACAAAUAUGCAGAGGACAAUAACUUAAUGCGAGAUCCAAAUUUAUGGAAUGAUGAACUUGAUUACAGCGGAGGGAAAGGAAGAGGCCAGAAACUUACUGUAUCUGGCCGUGGCAUUGGUGGCCAAAGUUCUAUUGCUGGGUCUCAACCACCUUAUGGAAACCAGGAACCAGGAACUUUUGGCCGAGCUCCUUCACAAGGUGUGAAAGGAAGUAGGAUAGGAAGAGGAGGAAGGGGAAGACCUACUGGGAGGGACAAUCAACAGGUUGGUCUCCAAUUGCCUAUGAUGGGAUCACCUUUUGCUCAUCUGGGGAUGCCACCGCCUGGACCUAUGCAACCAAUUAACCCUAGUAUGUCACCUGCUCCUGGUCCUCCAAUUUCUCCAAGUGUCUUCAUUCCACCGUUUUCCCCUCCUGUGGUCUGGUCUGGUCCUCGAGCAGUUGAUAUGAAUAUGCUAGGUGUUCCACCUGGUGUCUCUCCUGUUCCUCCUGGACCUUCUGGCCCAAGGUUUCCUCCUAACAUAGGAGCUUCGCCAAACCCUGGUAUGUACUUUAAUCAAUCAGGACCUGCAAGAGGACCUUCAAAUGUAUCUCUGUCUGGCUUUAAUGUGGCAGGGCCCACGGGACGAGGAGCACCACCUGAAAGAACAUCUGGGGGUUGGGUUCCUUCUAGAACUGGUGGUCCUCCUGGUAAAGCUCCCUCCAGAGGAGAGCAGAAUGAUUAUUCUCAAAAUUUUGUUGAUACUGGUAUGCGACCACAGAAUUUUAUCAGGGAGCUGGAGCUUACUAAUGUUGUGGAGGACUAUCCAAGGCUUAGGGAGCUUAUACAGAAAAAGGAUGAGAUUGUAGCUAAAUCUGCUUCUCCUCCCAUGUAUAUGAAGUGUGACCUUCGUGAAUUGGAGCUGUCUCCAGAUUUCUUUGGAACCAAGUUUGAUGUUAUUCUUAUAGAUCCCCCUUGGGAGGAAUAUGUUCACCGUGCACCUGGAGUUGCCGACCAUAUUGAGUAUUGGACAUUCGAAGAGAUCAUGAAUCUUAAGAUUGAGGCAAUAGCUGACACACCUUCGUUUAUCUUCCUUUGGGUGGGUGAUGGUGUGGGCCUUGAGCAGGGCCGUCAGUGCCUAAAAAAGUGGGGUUUCCGGAGGUGUGAGGAUAUUUGCUGGGUGAAGACCAACAAAACAAAUGCAACUCCAGGCUUACGACAUGAUUCUCAUACUAUAUUUCAGCACUCAAAGGAACACUGCCUGAUGGGUAUAAAAGGAACUGUUCGUCGCAGUACUGACGGUCAUAUAAUCCAUGCCAACAUUGACACUGAUGUAAUUAUUGCCGAGGAACCUUCUUAUGGUUCAACCCAAAAGCCAGAAGAUAUGUAUCGAAUAAUUGAGCAUUUUGCUCUUGGCCGCAGAAGGCUUGAGCUCUUUGGUGAAGACCACAAUAUUCGAUCUGGUUGGCUGACUGUCGGUAAAGGACUCUCCUCAUCAAAUUUUAACACAGAGGUACAUUAUCUUUUGGAAACAGAAUUUACAAUGAUUGUUGAAUUAUUUUCCUCUUGUUGAUGUGUUUUACAGAAAUUGGUUGAACAUUUCAAAUAGUAGAUUUGGUAUAUAAGAAAGGAAGCAUUCAUGCAAGUAGAAUAAAGGGCAAAAGUUCUUUUGCUGUUAUAUACCGAGGAAAAUAAUGUUUUCCUUGGCAUUUACACACUCUGAAAGUCAAACAGCUAUACAAACACUGAAGAAUAAAGAUCCUGCAGCUAACAUUUUGUAUAGAGUGUUUUCAAUGAAUACUAGCUCUCUCAUUCAAAUUAGAUUUGAUUUCUAUUUGACU
This is a messenger RNA of Theobroma umbraticum, 2761 nucleotides long. Its product is annotated as Methyltransferase MT-A70 family protein. Gene Ontology annotation, molecular function: methyltransferase activity; mRNA binding. NCBI's taxonomy places the organism in Eukaryota, Viridiplantae, Streptophyta, Magnoliopsida, Malvales, Malvaceae. Gene Ontology annotation, biological process: mRNA modification; methylation. Gene Ontology annotation, cellular component: RNA N6-methyladenosine methyltransferase complex; nucleus. The record is from RefSeq and is a predicted model, not a curated record.